UUCCAAGCAAAUAGUAUUAAAUUUAAAAUUCUCUUCCAGCUUUGACUCCCAGGGCUUCUCUCUUUUCUUCCUAAUUUGUAGACAUAAUAAACUACAAAUACGUGUAGCUCCAAUCUUCUUGCAUAAAUAAAGAAACCUCAAUCGGUGUUAGUGUGUCUUUUCAAUUUUCAGAACCAAUAUGGCGGCGAAUCAAAAGUUCCUCAUUUUGGUGCUUAUUAUAGUGCUCUUUCCCGCCAUAGUUUUAGGAGAUUGCACCUGUGAUGACGACGACGAUGACAGAAACAGGAGUUUAGCCCUCAAGUACAAAUCAGGAGCAAUAGCUUCAAUCUUGGUUGCUAGCUUCAUUGGCGUCCUUCUGCCAGUUUGGGGCAAGAAGAUACCAUCUUUAAGCCCUGAAAACAAUCUCUUCUUCGUCAUCAAAGCUUUUGCUGCGGGCGUAAUCCUGGCAACAGGGUUCAUUCACGUCCUCCCUGAUGCUUUCGAGAGCUUGACUUCUCCAUGCCUUCCCGACAACCCUUGGGGAAAAUUUCCGUUUACCGGCUUCGUAGCAAUGCUUGCUUCGAUCGGUACACUUAUGGUUGAUGUGUAUGCAACUUCUCAUUAUAAAAAAAUGGCUGGCAAUAAGGGCAUUCAAGCUGUAGCAGAGGAAGGAGAUCGUAAUGGAGAGAGUAAUCUUUCUGGAGUGCUUCCUCUUCAUACACAUGCCACACAUGGUCAUGCACAUACCUCGUUAUCCAUGGACGGGGAUACCCUUUCUACGCAGCUUCGGUAUCGUGUGAUAUCGCAGGUUUUAGAGCUGGGAAUCAUCGUACAUUCUGUAAUUAUUGGCAUUGCUAUGGGUGCAUCGGAUAGUCCCAAAACAAUAAGGCCUCUUCUAGCAGCUUUGACGUUUCACCAAUUUUUCGAGGGUGUUGGAUUAGGCGGAUGCAUCACUCAGGCGAAAUUCAAUGCUCGAGCAAUAACAAUCAUGGCUAUUUUCUUCUCGCUCACAACACCUGCUGGCAUCGCAAUAGGGAUUGGAAUAGCAAAUGUCUACAAUGAGAACAGCCCAAAGGCUCUCAUAGUGCAAGGAAUUUUUGAUUCAGCAUCAGCAGGGAUCCUAAUAUACAUGGCACUGGUGGACCUCCUGUCUGCAGAUUUCAUGAAUCCAAAGAUGCAAAACAAUGGAAAGCUUCUAAUGGGGGCAAAUGUAUCCCUUCUUUUUGGUGCUGGUUGUAUGUCUCUCUUAGCCAAAUGGGCUUGAUUUUAUCCUGUGUAUAAUUAUUGUUUGGAUAGAGUAUUAUUUGAAAUAAUUACGGUAGCAUUUUUUGUAAUUUAAUGUAUGUGACAUAAAAAAGUGAUUGGAAAUAUAAAAUGGUGAGUUGAAAAAUA
Molecule: messenger RNA, 1371 nt
Organism: Coffea eugenioides
Lineage: Eukaryota; Viridiplantae; Streptophyta; Magnoliopsida; Gentianales; Rubiaceae
Product: zinc transporter 5-like
Exons: 3
Coding region: 179-1243 (354 amino acids)
Biological process (GO): zinc ion transmembrane transport
Cellular component (GO): plasma membrane
Molecular function (GO): zinc ion transmembrane transporter activity
Source: RefSeq, a predicted model, not a curated record